GAGGUGCUCAAAGAGCUACUUUUUCUAAGACUGAGGGUGAUCACCCAGAAGGGCUGCGGAGAUGGAGUCCUGUCUGGUCUGGUCUGGUCUGUCCAUUACAAGACUCUGCAUGCUUCUUCUGUGUUCUUACCUGGGGCCAGGUAAUAAAGCCAACCAAGAGGGAGAUGGAUGGGGAGGGCAGCCACGUGGCGUAAUAAAGCCCAGCCCAGGAGGCACUGACUAGGAGGAGGAGUGUCCAGCCAGCCAGAGUCCACAGAAGGAGAGCUUUGUCACUCACCCUUCCAGGAGAACAAGGGAGGGGAACCAGCCAGACCAUGCCCAGGACGGGGACAGGAAUGGGCCGCAGGAGCCCGAAGGAGUCCGAGAGCUCUGAAGAGGAAAUGGAAGGUGUUUUCUGGGAUGCCAGGGGGGAUUUUGGGCAGCUGAAGGCCAGUGGGACCUCCCAACACUCCAGCGACAUUGAAGGACUCAGAGUGCGGAAGAGCAGCCGACCGGUGAGAUCGAAGGCCAGGAGGAUCGCUGCCAACGUUAGAGAGCGCAAGAGGAUCCUCGAUUAUAACCAAGCUUUCAAUGCCCUCCGGCUGGCGCUCAAGCAUGACCUCAGUGGCAAACGGCUGUCCAAGAUCGCUACCCUCAGGAGGGCCAUCCACCGGAUCACCUCGCUGUCCAUGUUCCUGCGCUCCGGCUCGGCUGCCCGAUGGCCCUGCAGCCACCAGGAAUGUCAGACCCAGUAUGGCAGAGUCCAGGAGGAGGAAGCUGGCUGGGAGGGCCACCCACAGCCCUUCCAGAUGCCCUUGGACUACAGCUACGGAGAAGCUGCUCUUCCCUUCCAAGCACAUCCUCCUUCUCCUCUCUACUUGAAGUAUUCUCCUGAGUUUUCCUCCCAGCUGGAAAGUCAGAAGGAGGACUCCAUCCCACCCAAUGCUGCGUACCACUCCAGUGGGAGCCGUCCUCUUGGGGAACAGCCGCCUUGCUAUCCAAAGUUCGUGGACAAUCUCUGUGCUCCCUCUCCGAGAACAAUUCCCUGGCAGCUUGGGUACCUCCGAGGACCGGGGCCAGGUUACCAGCAGUCUCUGCCCAUGCACUGAAUAGGAAGGAAGUCAGGGGGAUGCUUUUUCAGCAAUUCAAGUAAGAAUAGAACCAACAAGCUCUGGGGACAAAUCCGCCCACUCUGGGAACAUCCAACAAAGAUGUAACAAGACGGCAUUGGAAGGGAGACGCUAUGACCCUGGUGGGGGGAGUGAAUCCCUCCUGGAAGGGUGGGAGGGGGGACUAAAUGCAGACACGGUGACUGUGAGUAAGACUCAGGGGCAGAGCUGCAGGGUCUCUUGUGGUUGGGGCUGCUCCCCUAAGUCUUCAGGAACUGCUGCAUAUGACUGUCAGU
This is a messenger RNA of Antechinus flavipes (yellow-footed antechinus), 1384 nucleotides long. RefSeq names its product basic helix-loop-helix family member a9 (gene BHLHA9). The record is from RefSeq and is a predicted model, not a curated record. Gene Ontology annotation, molecular function: RNA polymerase II transcription regulatory region sequence-specific DNA binding; protein dimerization activity; DNA-binding transcription factor activity, RNA polymerase II-specific. The coding region runs from base 315 to 1088 and encodes 257 amino acids. The transcript has a single exon. Gene Ontology annotation, biological process: regulation of transcription by RNA polymerase II; developmental process. NCBI's taxonomy places the organism in Eukaryota, Metazoa, Chordata, Mammalia, Dasyuromorphia, Dasyuridae.